AUGGAUGAGACCGGGCGGCCGGAGAAGCGCGCGGCUCCGGAAUGCUCGGAACUUGUCGAAAGCGUACACGCCUGCUCGCGGUCAUUGAAGGACCACCUCGCCCAGCUACGACAGCCUGCUCCCCCACCAUCGGCUUCUUCCCGCCUGCCUAACCUUGCUGCACCCUCAUCAGCGCCCUCGUCUACGAAUGAGCUCUCACGCAAAACCAAGAUCAACCUCCAAGGUGUCUUGGCUGAGUCCUUAGACGACUUACUCGGUGCUUAUGUCGAAUUCAUGGUCGGGUCGGCUGAGGACCGAGUGAUGAAACCCGAACUAGAAAACUUGCGUUCGUAUUUCCGAAGGACAGCGCGCGGUUCGAAAUCACAAGAGGGGCGACAGGAGUUAAUCGGAGGGGCGAGCCGGCGAUUUAUCGAGCACGGAGUGGGGGCAAGCAGACGGACGCAGCCCAGCGUCAAUCCCGGCCCGAGUUCCACCUCGUCUCCAGCGCCAGCAACAGGUCGGCAACAGGACCUCAGGGAUGGAGAGGACAACGACAGCUCAUCGACAGGGCCUAAGAAGGCCCGUCUGGCCCCACCGGAGAUCGAGCAGAAAAUCCGCGCCGGGCGACUGGCCGACAAUCCUCGCCUGCCCGAGAUCAGACAGGUUGUCAAAACUUCUCAUCCUUGUCAUAAUGAUCGCGCGCUCGAAGGACGAAAGGAAGAUGACGAUGAUGACGACGGUAGUGAGGAUGAUGGCGAGUUGAAAGUUUAUGACGAUUGA
Puccinia triticina is the source of this 759-nucleotide messenger RNA. RefSeq lists its product as uncharacterized. The transcript has 3 exons. The coding region runs from base 1 to 759 and encodes 252 amino acids. Lineage: Eukaryota; Fungi; Basidiomycota; Pucciniomycetes; Pucciniales; Pucciniaceae. The record is from RefSeq and is a predicted model, not a curated record.